AUGGGAAAGAAGAAGCAGGUUCGAAAGUUUGGCGAGGUGAAGCGCAUGCUCAACCCGAACGAUGACCGACUCAAAGCCAAGCAGAAGGUGGCAGAUGCAGCCAAGAAGGCCGCUUCGUCAGGCAAAAUCGUCAACGAGAAUGGUCAACAGAUCACACCCGAUGGCACACUUGUUCGACGAAUUGAUACGCCGGCAUCAUCAAUGUUCUUCGAGCACAAUACGCAGCUGGGUCCGCCGUACCGCGUGUUGGUCGAUACCAACUUUAUCAACUUUGCCCUGCAGAACAAGAUCGAACUGGUGCAGGGGAUGAUGGACUGUCUGUACGCAAAGAGCAUCCCAUGCAUUACGACGUGCGUCAUCUCGGAGCUCGAAAAGCUAGGCCCCAAGUACCGCAUCGCCCUUAGGGUCGCAAGAGAUCCGAGGUUCGAGAGGCUGGAAUGCAGUCACAAGGGAACCUAUGCGGAUGACUGCAUCAUCGAACGUAUCCAGUCUCACAAGUGCUACAUCGUCGCAACGUGCGAUCGAGAACUCAGAAGGAGGGUUAGAAAGGUCCCAGGUAUCCCGCUCAUGUACAUCGCAUCCAGACAGUUCCGCAUCGAACGUCUACCCGACCAAGGAGCCGCCUCCUAG
Messenger RNA from Moesziomyces antarcticus, 630 nucleotides. RefSeq names its product fcf1-domain-containing protein. The record is from RefSeq and is a predicted model, not a curated record. Gene Ontology annotation, cellular component: nucleolus; small-subunit processome. Lineage: Eukaryota; Fungi; Basidiomycota; Ustilaginomycetes; Ustilaginales; Ustilaginaceae. The transcript has a single exon. Bases 1 to 630 code for a protein of 209 amino acids.